Messenger RNA from Cokeromyces recurvatus, 1166 nucleotides. RefSeq names its product 26S proteasome subunit RPN7-domain-containing protein. Lineage: Eukaryota; Fungi; Mucoromycota; Mucoromycetes; Mucorales; Mucoraceae. Gene Ontology annotation, cellular component: COP9 signalosome. The annotation marks the transcript as partial. The record is from RefSeq and is a predicted model, not a curated record. Gene Ontology annotation, molecular function: protein binding. The transcript is spliced from 4 exons.
UGUUAUUGUUAUUGUUAGAAAAAAUGGAGAUAUCACAUACUGAUAUACCAAAAGAUUUUAAUUUUGAAACAUAUAUUGGUAAUUAUAAAGGCCAUACACGUAUCAUUCGAAGUUUAUUUAUAGCUACCCAAUGUGAUGCACUUUCUAUUGAAGCAUACAAAACAGCCAUUCACGACAUUAAACAAUUAACACUAAAUACAACUAAAUAUUGUCAAACUGUAGACUCUUUAAAUGAUAAAUUACGUAGUCGAGGACAAGCAAUAAUAUCAAUGGAUAAAGAAUGGAUUGCUAAUGUACAGAAUAAGUCCAAAACAAUUUUAGAAACUUUGGAAAAUGAACUUAAAAUAGCCAAACAAAAUGUCCAUAAAGAGAAUAUUAGGACAUGCUAUAUGAAACUAGGCGAUUUUUAUUAUAAAAAAGGGGAUCUUCAGAAUGCAAUGAAGCAUUAUGUUCGUACAAGAGAAUACUGUUCAACAAAUGAAGACAUAUUAGAAAUGUGUUUUAAUACUAUCAAGGUUUAUUUGGAUGAUUGUAACUUUUCCAACGUUAUUCAAACCUAUAUUUCUCGUAUAGAAGCAAUACCCCAUAUACUCGAAAAAGUCAAUAUAAUAUCUAAAUUAAAGUGUUGCCAGGCUUUAGCAUUAUUAGGAUCAGUCACAGCAGAUGAAAUCAGUCGAUAUAAAUCUAUUGCAGCAGCACUCUUAGAUGUUUCCUUUGAAGCUGUUCCUCAACUUAGUGAAAUUAUGUCAGCAAACGAUAUCACUAUCUAUGCUGGUUUAUGCGCACUUGUUUCUUAUGAUCGUCGACAGUUUCAAACAAAAGUCUUAAAUAAUGCAAGCUUUAAAAACUUUUUAGAUGUUGAACCUGCACUUUAUGAUCUUAUUGAAGCAUUUUAUAAAUCAAAGUAUACAACCUGUUUCUAUUUGUUAGACAAAUAUGCACAAACUCUUGAACUAGAUAUUCAUUUACAACCUCAUUUGAAUCAACUCAUACAGCUUGUUCGUGAAAAGGCUAUGGUUCAAUAUUGUAUCCCAUAUAAUGUUAUAGAUAUGAGAAAGAUGGCAGUCGCAUUUAACUUGGAAUUAAAUGAAUUAGAAGAUUAUUUGGUUAUAUUAAUAAGUAAAAAGGAAAAGAUUUCUGCAAGAAUUGAUAGUCAUAGAAAAGUA